CCGAAUCGCACUUCCCUGGAGACGGUCCGUCAGGAUUUCAACAAGUCCUUCGGCACCCUGUCUUUGCAGGACGUCUGUGAUAUGAUACCUUUACUGCAUGCCGACAACAACACGCAGAAGACCCUGCUAAUUGUCGCCUACUUGCUCAUCAUGACCUUCUCGCUGUUCGGAAACCUGCUGGUGUGCCUAGUCGUGGUCAAGAUGAAAAAGCGUAACGUCACCAAUGUCUUCAUCUUCAAUCUGGCUUUAGCACAUCUAAUGCUAACUCUUCUCAACAUGCCGUUUACAUUGGCUCGCUUUGUGAGCAGCACUUGGGACUUCGGGAAGGCAAUGUGUCAUAUGAGCCGCUUCACGCAUUACUGCUCCCUCCACGUGUCCACCUUCACCCUCACUGCAAUCUCGCUGGAAGUAUAUCAGGCAAUCAUGCAUCCACUGAAGCCACGUAUGACAGCAGCCCGAGGGAUCGCCUACAUCUCCUUCCUCUGGAUCAUGGCUUCCUGCUUCUCUUUGCCCCACACCAUUUACCAAAAGCUGAUGCAUUUUGAUCUUGGGCAAGACAACACCCGGCAGCUGUGCCUGCCAGACUUCCCUGCUCCCUCGGACCUCUACUGCAAGUACCUGGACUUGGUCACGUUCAUCAUACUGUACGUGGUGCCCCUGCUGGUGAUCACCAUCACCUACACCACUUUGAGAAAGAACCUGUUGCGGCGCAUCAGGGACAUUAACAGCAGGCAGCGACGCCACAAUCAGAAGACCAUCAACAUGCUCAUGCUGGUGGUGCUUGUGUUUGCGGUCUGCUGGUUCCCCCUCAACUGCUUCGUGGUCCUCUCCUCCAGCAAUGUCAUCAGUAUCAACAACACCCUCUACUUUGCCUUCCACUGGCUCGCCAUGAGCAGCACCUGCUACAACCCCUUCAUCUACUGCUGGCUCAACAUCAAGUUCCGCACCGGGAUAAAGGCCCUGCUCCGGAUCUGUGUCUGGGAGAGGGACCCCGGCCGGGUGGACAUUCCCACUGUGUGCCUGGAAGCAGGGAGAAGGAUUGCAUGGCCCAAGGCUGGAGGAAAGAGGAAGUCCGACGAGGAUCUGUGCAAACGUUACCCGUCCACCUCCAGAAGGAUGUCCGAGGUCCAGGUCAACAUCGAAAUGGAUAUGAUUAACAACACAAUGUAAGGGAGGGUGAAUCUUGUGCAGCUGUUUCUCAUGUUUGCCGACUAUGGAGAUCUCUGUUGUGCAACCCAGGACAUUUAAUAUAUAAAGUGCUGUUGUGAAUCAGUGUAUGCAGUAGUAUGUAAAGCCCUUAUGGAAAAAAUGCCACUGGAGAUCCUCAUUACAAUCCCAGUGUAUUACCCUAGCAGAACCAUUCGGAAAACACAGCAUUACCAGCAAAAAAUUGAGGUGGAAAAAAAAAUCCAGAGCGGUGCUGAUAUAUACAUCAAUGGCCAAAAGAUUUGCAUCACCUAGAAUUUUAGGAAGAGACAUAAUUAAAAAAAAAAAACCUAUAUGAAUUCAACAUCAUGCAAUCAAAAUAACUACAAAAUGAUAUCACAAAAGUCUAGCGGAAGCCAUUAUAGUAGUACAGUAUUUCAUGUUUUGAUUUCGAAAUAUCACAUUUUUCAAUUUUUGUCAGUUUUUCAUUAAAUAUAUGAAAACACUACAGCGGUAUGUCAUUCAAUAUGUUUACGUAACAUUAUUCAUCAGGUUUCAUUUCACUUUAUGAUGCAAUAUUAGUUAAUUCUAUAGGGUGAUGAUGCUAAACUUUUGAGCAUAUCUGUACUUUAUAUAGCACUGAUAUGUUACCAUGGUAUUGCAAUGGAUUAGCAGCAGUGUGUAUAGAUGCAUUGUGAUACCAUUGGAAUGUGAACACACAACACCAAUUUCAUUUACUUUAUAUAGUAUCUGCCACGAACAAACAUCCCAGUGCGCUUAAUAAACACAACAAAUAGAAUAAAAACUCUUAACAGACAGACAAUAAAAGGCCAACAUUUUGGGUGCACUAACCAUGGGACAGUUAGUCCACCAAAUAGGGGAGGGGGUCUAACUAACUUAAAACCCCUUUCGUCAACACACGCUAAAUAAUAAUUUUGAAACUGAACAUUUUUUAAUGCAUACAUGAUUAUAUUUACAACUGUAUAUAAAAUUUUGAUUUUCAACAAAAAAAGUAUUUAUUUGAUAGCGUCCGUGGUAGUAAUGGGUGUUGUUUGCGGGGUAGAGUAAUGAUUUCUAUUACAUUUUCAUGCAAAGUGCAGUUUCUUAAGUUAUACAGUCGUCUGCAGAUUUAUUAGAACACUCCAUUGCUUUGGUUGUUUCGAUUGUUGUGCAUAUAAAAUCAAACCACUGUAACUGAAAAUCUUUGAAAAUUGUCAAAAGAGGCAAAUAAUCAUUGUCUAAUUUAACUGAUGACUUUAAAAUAGGUCACACAUACAGUUAUUAAAAGUCGUAAGAGGAACACACUGCCACACAUUGUAAAAAGCAGGAGACUUUUUAGAAGUUGUUUAAGAUGCCCAAUUAAAUCCCAAAAUGGUCUAACAUUUUCACACAAGUGCAUAUUGCUUUUAGAUCACUGAUUACCAAGCGGAAAUAGAGCCCAGUACAGCUAACAUAGUUUGGUGAUUCCUGUUUAUACCAUUAAAAUGUCAAAAAAGAGAAGUUGAGGUUCUCUAAUACAUUUGCACACUACUGUAUAAUGACUUGUUGUCGCCAAUAAUUAUGACCUGCUUAACUUGUACAGUAAGUUAUGACCAAGCCGAGUCAAUAGAAUGGUAUUCAAGGUAAGAUUUACACCAAAAAUAAAUGCAUAAAGAUUUUAGAUUUGUGUUGUUCAGCUGUGGUUGUAAGCGGUGCUUUUACACAUGCUGUUUAUUUAUUUUAUUGCAUGUUUCUUUGUAGUUAUAGAAUGCACUUUUUUUGUAGACAGAGUAUGUCGAUUUCAUUUUAUUUUGAUUGUGUAAUUUUGGAUUUUACUGUGUUUACACGCACACACACACACACACGCAUGCGCACACACGUACAAGCACACGCACACACACACUUAGGGCUUCUGGUUUUUGGUGCUUUUGUCUGACUUUUCGCCUCCCUUACGAAUUAAUUUCACAAUUAACACAUUUCUCAGUUUUAAUUCAGAAACCAAAACGCAUUAAACAGCGCUUAGGCUCAUUUUAAAACGGGUGUAGUUAAACACGACUGAAACCAGAAGCCCUCAAUAUAUUAUUAGGUACAAGCAGAGGAAGAUGAGGAAUGAGGCGAUGCAUAUUCACCGCUAACUCACCCACGGGCCAUUGCUUGUUUAUUUUUUUAAAACUAAGGUUCUGAUGAGUGUCUCAAAAAAACAACAACUAUAUAUUGAAGACCUCUACUUCUAAGAUAUUUAUUAUAUGAUAAAACUAAUACAGUGCAUAAAUCACGAUCAUACCUUCGAUAGUACUGCCUAUCAUAUAGUGCCUCCCUAUUAUAAUGCGUUCGGUAGCAGUAUCAUACGGGAGGCACGAUCAGACAGGUUAGUUCCAUAUUAUAAUGGCCUCGGGAGCCACUAUCAUGCGGAGAGGCAGUUUGUUACGACACCGGCAUUGAUCUUGCCACGCUUCGCUUUUAUCGGUGCACCAUGACUUCUAAAAAGGACGUUGUUCGAUAUAUGGAUUUGUGAUGAAGUUGAAAAGUAAUGUGUGUGAACUUUGUCUGGGUAGAAAGAUAAAUGUCGUAAAUAUUACAGCUCUAUAUAUUCUCUCCCCUUUAUAUGUUUCAUUUAUUUAUUGUAUUGUACUUUGAAGAAAUGGGACACAGUCUUAUAAUUACCAUCCUUUGUGUAUUAUUGAAAGACCAUGGUGUUUUCAUGUUUUAACUGUAUGACUUGCUUAAUUAUCUUAAGACUACUAGUAUUUUAAGAUUAGUUUAAAAUUACUGUUGUACCAGUGUUUCUCUGAUUGCUUUGUUUUGCUACUGGUUUUCUGAAUAUAUUCUCUGUGGUUCCUGACUGUUUGUGUGUUGUCCCUUCACCCCUUCCAGUACCAAAUACAAAGAACCUGAGCAGAGGUAAUCUCUUGAUCACUGUUUUCUUUUAUUUGGGGUGUUAAAUACUUUGGCAUAGUCAGACUACAAAUCAGAAUUGUGCAAAAAGCUGUGGAUUUUGCUUUUUAAAUCUAUAGUAUAUGAAGGAGGGGGUCAGUUUGUGGGUGUGUUUGUUACCUGUUUUGCUCUGUGUUGAUCGGUAAUGUAACAAAGUCAUAUUUUAAAAAAGAAAAAUGUGUUCCUUUAAUUUGAUUUAUUUGUUGGUUUAUUGUUUAAUUUAUACAAUGUGUGUUUUCUUUUCUAAACAAAUGGUUAAAGAUCUCUUAUAUUCAGACUGAGCAACCUCCCUCUGUUCUGUUCUGAUGGAGAAGAGAGAGAGAGAAAGGGAGGCUCUUACACUCUCAGAUCAGUCUCUCUAUGUGCUGUACUCUUUGACCAAUGAUGUUCACUGUAGAAUGCAAUGUUUGGUAUUUGUAACUAAUAAAUG
Molecule: messenger RNA, 4489 nt
Organism: Acipenser ruthenus (sterlet)
Lineage: Eukaryota; Metazoa; Chordata; Actinopteri; Acipenseriformes; Acipenseridae
Product: G-protein coupled receptor 83-like
Biological process (GO): neuropeptide signaling pathway
Cellular component (GO): membrane
Molecular function (GO): neuropeptide Y receptor activity
Source: RefSeq, a predicted model, not a curated record